AUGUGCUGUAUUCUCCGCAAUGCUUACAAAGUGUUCGAUAGAAUUACCCAACGACACAGUUUUACAGGAAACGACAUACGUAUUUUAUGUUACGUUACUUUGCCCCAGAAAUAUUCAUACACGAAUCCAAUCGAUCUUUACGCUCAAGAGGAGGACAGUGUAAUAUCAUGUACAUCGAAAAUUUCGAAUUUGGUAAGAAAAAACAAGCCGGAGGAAGCUGUUGGUUUGUUCAAAACGAAUUUUAUGAGUGAUCAAAGGCCGAAUUAUGUAACGGUAUUGAAUGUAGCCGGUGCCUUUGGUGCAUUGAAUUGUUUAGAAUUGAUAAAAAUGGUUCAUGGGCUGGUCAUCAAAAUGGGGUUUCAAUCAGAAGUGGUGGUUUUAACGGCUAUUCUUGGUUUUUAUUGUGAUCAUGACAUGGCAGUUGCCUGGAAAUUAUUUGAAAAAAUAUCGAAUAAAGAUGUUGUUUUGUGUAGUGCAAUGGUUGCAGCGUGCGUGAAAAAUGCCCUGUACAUUGAAGCCGUUGAAUUGUUUAGGGAAAUGCAGUGUUACGGUGUCAAACGAAAUCAUGUUACUGUUAUGAGCAUUUUGCCUGCUUGUGUUUAUAUUUCUGAUGGUCUAUCUCUUGGCAAGCAGAUUCAUGCAUUUUCAAUAAGGCAAGGGUUUAUUUCGUUUACCAACGUCCAAAACUCUCUUGUGGAUAUGUAUGCAAAGUGUAAGGAUCUUGGGGCCUCCAUUCGGGUUUUCGAUGGUAACUGGAAGAAGAAUUUAAUCUCAUGGAGGAUUAUGAUCCGCAGUUGUAUUGAGAAUGAUUGCACCAGAAAAGCGUUGGGUUUCUUUUCAUUGAUGCAAUUUCGUUGUUUUGAACCAGAUGAAACUAUGAUUGGGGACAUACUUGUGGCAUUAUUACAAUUGGAAGAGACAACAUUUGGAUUGUCAUUUCACUGCUACCUAUUAAAAAAGGGAUUUCUCAAUUUUUCUUUCCUUGGGACUACGCUUCUCCAUAUGUAUGCUAAGUUUGGUGAGUUGGGUAUGGCUAGGAAUUUGUUUGAUCAGUUGAUUCACAAAGAUCUCAUUGCCUGGAGUGCAAUGAUCUCUGUAUAUGCCCAAGGAGGGCAGCCUUAUAAUGCUUUAACUACAUUUAAACAGAUGCAAUUGAAGAAUGAAAAACCUAAUGAGUUCACUUUUGUUAGUCUGCUGCUGGCAUGUUCUUCAGUGGGAGCUCAAGAGCUCGGGGAGAGUAUACAUACCCAAUUAAUUAAAGCAGGCUACACAUCAAACUCAUACUUGACAUCAGCCUUGAUUAAUUUUUACUGCAAAUUUGGUAGGAUGAAGCAAGGAAAGGCUCUUUUCGAUGACAUUUCUAGUAAAGAUCUAAUCUGCUGGAGUUCAAUGAUUAAAGGGUAUGGAAUGAAUGGGUAUGGAGAUGAGGCUCUUGAAACUUUCUCAAACAUGUUGGAUUCAGGGGUAAUGCCCAACGACGUUGUUUUUAUUUCUGUUUUAUCUGCUUGUAGUCACUGUGGACUAGAAUAUGAAGGUUGGAGCUGGUUUCACUCUAUGAAGGAGAAAUAUGACAUUACCCCGAAACUUUCGCACUAUGCUUGCAUGGUGGAUUUGCUCAGUCAUCAAGGGAAAGUCGAAGAAGCCCUUGAAUUUGUCAAAAAAAUGCCUGUGAAACCUGAUAAAAGAAUCUGGGGAACACUUAUUUCUGGUUGCAGAUUAGCACGCGGAUCAAUUGAGAUAGCAGAGUACGUGGUUGAAUGA
Molecule: messenger RNA, 1761 nt
Organism: Pistacia vera
Lineage: Eukaryota; Viridiplantae; Streptophyta; Magnoliopsida; Sapindales; Anacardiaceae
Product: pentatricopeptide repeat-containing protein At1g11290, chloroplastic-like
Exons: 1
Coding region: 1-1761 (586 amino acids)
Biological process (GO): RNA modification
Molecular function (GO): protein binding; RNA binding
Source: RefSeq, a predicted model, not a curated record